AACCCCUGACAAUCGAGAAAUCAAGAAAGCUCGACGACCUCUAUCCUCUUCUUCUUCUUCUCUUCUUCUUCUUGGAGACGGGAGAGCACCAGAGGUCAAUUGUGCCCUAAAAUGGAGGCAUUGGAGAUGAGAAGAGGGAUCUGAGCUGGUUCUGUGAAUGGAUCCAGUGGCAAUGGCGUCUCAGGGCGUAGCGGGGGAGAUGUGGCAGUAUGGGAUGCUUGGAGGGGCGAGGAUUGGGGGUCGAGAUGUAGCGUCUGUGGGGGAUUCCACUGUCACGGAACAGAGCACCGGUGGGGGUGGUGGUGGCCGUAGCCGGAGGAAAUGGACGGAUAUCACCGCCGCGGGGUCGGAAGGUGACUCUUCGAAGCUCGUGUCUUCCAGCAGCGGCAAUGAAUUGGCUGAUUGUGAAGGUAAACGGAUAAAGAUAAUGAAAUCCAUCGAAGAUAAUAGCAAUUCCAGAUCUGAGGCUGAGGCUAGUUCAGGCAAUUGCAACAAGUCGGUAGAUCAAAAUGGUCAACCAUCUGAACCAUCCAAGCAAGAUUACAUCCAUGUGAGAGCAAGAAGAGGCCAAGCAACUGACAGCCACAGCCUGGCCGAGAGAGCUAGAAGAGAGAAAAUAAGUGAACGGAUGAAGAUCCUACAAGAUCUUGUCCCUGGAUGUAACAAGGUAAUUGGCAAAGCAUCAGUACUUGAUGAAAUUAUCAAUUACAUCCAGGCAUUACAGCAUCAGGUUGAGUUCCUGUCAAUGAAGCUGGAAGCUGUAACUUCGCGAGUGAACUCAGGCAUGGAAGGCUUUACCCUGAAAGAUUUUGGUGCACAGCCAUUUGGUACAGCUCCUAGUUUGGCAUUUGGUUCUCAGGCAAGAGAAUUUGAGCAGGAACCAACUUCAGAAUGGCUUCAUAUGCAAGUAGGUGGUGCUUUUGAGAGAGUAACAUAACUUAUGUGAGAUCAUCCUCUUGAGGACAAUAAGGGCACUCACUUAAAUGAAGCAGCUCUAAUACCGCAGUUUGUUCACCCUCGUAUUAUCUUAGUUCAUGGAUUAUUUUCAAAUGCAUUUCUAUGUCUAAUUUAGACCUAUUCUCCAUUAUUACUAUGCACAUGUUUGGAAGAGAUCACAUAUUGUGUCCAUAUUCUAGCAUAAGGGAAGAUAAUUUUUCUUCCCUUUUUCCCUGUUGUAUGAGAUAUUCUGUGCUUCAGAUGAUGUCUAACAUGAAUGCUCUGCAAACUAUGUUAAUGUACUUCAUAAUUCAACAAAAGAGUUAGCGCUGCUGGAGUACAUAGAAAUUCUUUUUUGUACC
This is a messenger RNA of Dioscorea cayenensis subsp. rotundata (Guinea yam), 1298 nucleotides long. RefSeq names its product transcription factor BHLH089-like. The coding region runs from base 158 to 937 and encodes 259 amino acids. Gene Ontology annotation, biological process: regulation of DNA-templated transcription. Gene Ontology annotation, cellular component: nucleus. Lineage: Eukaryota; Viridiplantae; Streptophyta; Magnoliopsida; Dioscoreales; Dioscoreaceae. The transcript has 6 exons. The record is from RefSeq and is a predicted model, not a curated record. Gene Ontology annotation, molecular function: protein dimerization activity; DNA-binding transcription factor activity.